Molecule: messenger RNA, 1650 nt
Organism: Knipowitschia caucasica
Lineage: Eukaryota; Metazoa; Chordata; Actinopteri; Gobiiformes; Gobiidae
Source: the annotation of a GenBank genome assembly
AUGACCUACACGUAUGUGAUCACGUUCACACAGACCUACACGUAUGUGAUCACAUUCACAGAGACCUACACGUAUGUGAUCACAUUCACAGAGACCUACACGUAUGUGAUCACGUUCACAGAGACCUACACGUAUACGAAGAGGAAGGACUUUACCGCGGCCUCUGUGACCAUGAGCUCUGUCAUCUGUGAAGCCCAUUUCAAGAAAGAGGACUAUCUAAGUGGAGAUCUGAUGGAAAUGGAGAUGGGCUUCAAAAGUCGAAACAAUAUUUUGAGUGAAGAUGAUGAAGCUCUUACAAAAGAAAUCAUGAAUGAACCCAAUGAAGACUUUACCACUGAUUCUUUGCCAAGAACUAUCGAUCAGGCUCUACAGUGCAACAUAAGACUUCCUUAUCGUUCAUCCGGUGUCCAGGUGAAGCCUACAUUGAUAAGUAUUGGCACUCAAACUGAAGAGGAUAUUCAUUCCACUACAACGGCCAUCAAUCAUGUGACCUCUACACCUGUGAAGAAUGAUGAGGAGGAUGAGCAGUCCUCCUUUGAUUUUGAUAGUCAUCAGUGGGACAGCUCUUGGAGCAUUGAGGAGGAGGAAAUGGACACUGAUACAUCGGAGGAAGAGGCACAGGACGAAGAACAGAGAAAUACAAAGACAUUCUUUCGACACCAGCAACUAUACACGAUCCCCACCAUCAUUGGAACGUGGAAGAACAAACAAGCACAAAUUCUGAACCAACUGAAGGCCAAAGAGGGAGGGCUUAUUCUUGCUGGCGACUGCAGAUCUGAUUCACCGGGGCAUUGUGCUAAAUUUGGAACAUACACCGUAAUUGAGGAGAGGAUAAACAAAGUUUUGGACCUUCAACUUGUUCAGAGCUCGGAAGUACCCAAUAGUAAUUGGUGUGAAUUGGAGGGACUAAAGCGGACCAUCAACCUUCUUUCUAAGGAGAAAAUUAGUGUCUCUACGCUUGUGACUGAUCGAAAUCGCCAGGUGGCCAAGUGGGUGCGUGAGAAGCUAUGUCCAGAAGGCACAAAACAUUUCUUCGAUAUUUGGCAUGUUAGUAAAGGUUUAAAGAAGGCUUUGGAUGCUGCCUCUAAAGAGCAACACUGUGAGGAUCUCGCCCUCUGGAAAGCUGCAGUUAUUAACCAUCUUUACUGGACUGCUGCAUCCACACCUGAUGGCAAUCCUGAAGUGUUGGAGGCAAAGUGGACUAGUUUGGUGAACCAUGUCCAGGACAUCCACACUCACAAGAGCCCCUGGUUUCCAGUCUGUGCUCAUCCUCCUCUGGAAGGAGAAACCAGAGAGAAGCAGUGGCUGGAACCAGGAUCCCUGGUAUCCAUAAAGCUGGAGAGCAUGGCGAUGCGGCCGAUGUUUGUUAAAGAUGUGCGACAACUGUCGCCCUCACAUCAGACCUAUUCACUUGAGGCGUUCCAUGCGCUCAUUCUCCACUUUGCACCGAAACACACUGGGUUCUCCUUCCUGGGCAUGUAUAGCAGGCUUCUUCUUGCUGCCCUUCACUUCAACCAUAACAGCAACAGAGAAGUUCUGCGAUCUGACGGUGAGGUCCGCCAUCAAGUACGGUACCCACGGUUUAUGAAGGGUACUGCAGUGGUCCGUCCAAUGAAGGAGACUCCGUCAUAUGGUUUGCAUCAAGCGUAA